Molecule: messenger RNA, 690 nt
Organism: Rhagoletis zephyria (snowberry fruit fly)
Lineage: Eukaryota; Metazoa; Arthropoda; Insecta; Diptera; Tephritidae
Source: RefSeq, a predicted model, not a curated record
AUGGCCGAAACUGACGCCGCCGCUGCCCCUGCUGCUCCCAGCUCGCCCGCGAAAAAGGCCCCGAAGGCCAAGUCGCCGAAGGCGCCCAAGUCUUCGAAGCCGAAGACGAAGCCGGAGCACCCGCCGGUCGCCAGCAUGGUAACCGCCGCCAUCAGCGCCCUGAAGGAGCGCAACGGCUCCUCGCUGCAGGCCAUCAAGAAGUACAUCGCCGCGAACAACAAGGUCGACAUUGAGCGACUUGCGCCCUUCAUCCGCAAGUUCCUCAAGUCCGCCGUCACCAAGGGCUCGCUGGUGCAGGCUAAGGGCAAGGGCGCCGCUGGCUCCUUCAAGCUCAACAAGGACGCCCCCAAGCCGAAGGCCGCCAAGGUGAAGAAGCCCAAGGCCGACAAGCCCAAGUCGGACAAGCCGAAGGCGGUGAAGAAGGCCAGCGCUGCCAAGCCGAAGGCCGCCAAGCCGAAGAAGGCCGCAGUCGCAAAGAAGGCUGCCUCGCCGAAGAAGGCCGCCAAGCCUGCCGGAGAGAAGAAGGUGGCCGCCGCUGCCAAGCCGAAGGCCGCCAAGCCAAAGGUGGCCAAGGCGCCCGCCGCGAAGAAGCCCAAGGCCGACAAGCCCAAGGCGAAGCCCGCCAAGUCGCCCAAGAAGGCGGCGGCGGCCAAGCCCAAGGCUGCGGCCAAGAAGCCCGCCAAGAAGUAA